AUGGAUGAAUUGGUAGAGUGGUGUAGAGACGUUGGACGCGUAAAUGGCUACGCCCUCGUCACCAAACGCACCAUCUACGAUAAACAGGGUAGCGGUCAGCCGUUAAAAAUCAGGCUUACGUGCGAUUGUGCCGGCGAGUACAAAUCAACAGCCACGGUCAGACGCAGCGGGACCAGGAAAACCGGUUGCAAGUUCCAACUGAUCGGGGCAUACAAAAAGAGGUUAGGUUAUUGGGAACUAAAGGUUGAUGAAGCUAAACAUAACCACGAACCAUUUCUGUAUCCAGAGGGUCAUCCGUCCCUAAUGAGGCUGACUCCAUCAGAAGAGAGGACGGUGGAGCAAAUGACGCAUCAGAACAUAACACCACGAGACAUUCUUGCUGCCAUUAAAGAACAAAACCCCCAUAAUGUCUCAACAAGAAACACCAUAUACAACGCUCGGGCCAAAUUGGGUCGAAUGGAACAAGUCGGCGAGACUCCAAUGCAGAUACUUUUCGACCGGCUGGGGAAGGUUGGGUUUGUUUUUUACCAUAGAACAUCUCAAAACGGCGAACGGGUCGAGGAUGUUUUCUUCAUCCACCCGGAGUCGAACAUGUUGUGGCGCGCCUUCCCGCAUGUGUUGCUUAUAGACGCCACCUACAAGACGAAUCGGUACAAAAUGCCGCUAGUCCAGAUUACCGGCGUUACAUCCACGUUGAUGUCGUUUUGCAUUGCUCAUGCGUUCGUAAGCAACGAGAAACAGGAAAACUUCACAUGGGUUCUAUAG
This is a messenger RNA of Helianthus annuus (common sunflower), 765 nucleotides long. RefSeq names its product protein FAR1-RELATED SEQUENCE 5-like. Gene Ontology annotation, biological process: L-valine catabolic process; thymine catabolic process. NCBI's taxonomy places the organism in Eukaryota, Viridiplantae, Streptophyta, Magnoliopsida, Asterales, Asteraceae. The record is from RefSeq and is a predicted model, not a curated record. Gene Ontology annotation, molecular function: methylmalonate-semialdehyde dehydrogenase (acylating, NAD+) activity; malonate-semialdehyde dehydrogenase (acetylating, [NAD(P)+]) activity. Bases 1 to 765 code for a protein of 254 amino acids. Gene Ontology annotation, cellular component: mitochondrion. The transcript has a single exon.